Molecule: messenger RNA, 2244 nt
Organism: Cladophialophora carrionii CBS 160.54
Lineage: Eukaryota; Fungi; Ascomycota; Eurotiomycetes; Chaetothyriales; Herpotrichiellaceae
Exons: 4
Coding region: 1-2244 (747 amino acids)
Biological process (GO): DNA-templated transcription
Molecular function (GO): zinc ion binding; DNA binding
Source: RefSeq, a predicted model, not a curated record
AUGCUCGAACUGUCGUCGAAAGAAGGCACGUUGCGAUGGAGCAACCCCGACAUGCAACAAGUGCAUUGCCUCGCAGGACCGUCGGUUGCGUAUGCCGUCUCGCUCGAGAACCGCCUCAAAGCAUUCGAGGAUAGAUUUGAGAGGCUUCGCCAGAGUAGCAGCACGGAAGAACGUCAAGCCUUGAUCUUGAUGCCCUUUGAGAGGGCCAAGCCGGAGCGCGCAAGACGUGCUUCGGCGGACGCACGAGAGCCAAAGGAUACGCUCGACGAGGAUCUGGAUGUUGAGGCCGCAGACUCGUCCCCACUUAUACAGGGUGAACCGCCGGAUGAAGCCUCGGUAGGCGUGGAUGGGCGCAUCUGCUUCUACGGCAAGACAAGCCACUACCACGUUGGUCCUCGGGAGGAUGAGGACGACGAAGGUACGCUGCCUCGCAGCACAGAACAGCGUGAGCGGCAGACGACAGACCAACAGCAACCGAUGUCCAUCUUGUCUGAAAUACCUAGUGAAUUCCUGGACCAUCUGCUCGACGCAUACUGGUGCUGGGCACAUCACCUGCAUUUGGUCCUCAACAAGCGAUUAUUCCUGAGGGACCUGUUCGUUUCCGGGCCAUGGGUGACACCGUUUCUGAUAUGCGCCGUACUAGCACAAGCUGCACGGUAUUCGACGAGGCCCGAUUCCCCAAGCUUAGGGAAUCAUUUCGCGGCCAGAGCGUUGCAGCUGCUCCCCAAUGAUAUCGACAGAGGCAGCUCGAUUCCCACAGUACAAGGUCUGCUUAUCCUCUCGGCGCGGGAAUGUGGCUGUGGAAGGACCUCGCAAGGCUGGCUGUACUCUGGCAUGGCUUUCCGAAUGAUGCGAGAUCUGGGGAUACACAUUGACUCCAAGAAGAUGAGCUAUCUGGCCCGUCAAUUUUCCGAGGAAGAGCUCGCACUUCGACAGCAGGUGUUUUGGAGCUGCUUCACGUGGGACAAAACCAUGAGCUUAUGUCUUGGCAGGGCUCCAAUCAUCCAUGACACGCUCGACAUUCCAUCAAGAGAAACCCUGAUUGACGGCCAAGAGAUGGACGAUGAGCCGUGGAGACCAGUGUUGGGGCAGGAGCAAGAAUCGAUGGCAGCCUUCACGGAGCAGAAAUUGCUGGGGAGUGCCCGAUUUGGCGCAUACUGCAGGUUGUGCAUCAUCAUCGACGGCGUGUUGGAUGGUCUCUAUUGCCGGCCUCAUCGGUCAAAGCAAGACCACCUGCUGGCUUUUCUCGAGAACACCAUCCAGAAGCUUGAAGACUGGUCAACUACUCUUCCUGACGGUCUCUUCAUCUCGAUUGGAGAUAGAGCCGUUCUCUGUCCGCCCAUCCAUAUCCUGCUCCUCAAUCUGACAUAUCAUGCAACGAUAAUACUCUUAUGCCGCCCUUAUCGAACACUGUCCCCGAGAGCAAAGGACCUCUGCACAAAAGCUGCCCAGAUGAUCGACUCGCUGUUCACUCUGCACGUGCGUCGUUUUGGGUUCCGGUUCAUCACGUACCUUCAGACAUACACCAUGUUUGUUGCCUGCACAAUCAACGUUCUUGACCUGAAGGAGAACGAAUCGUGUAACCGACGCAGCGGCGAUGGCCUGGUCUUGGCUCAAGAAGCAAGUGUGAGGUUGAACUUUGGCCUGGAGGUGCUGCGACAAGCCGGUGCGACACCUUCAGCCGCAAGGUGUGCCGCAGUCAUUGUGCAGCUGCUCAGACAGUGGUCGGACAAAAAGGUGGUGCGAGGCGCAAUCCAGAGCUCGCGAGACCAUCGUGGCCAUAGUAUUGUCGCUUCUCCACGUGCAAGGCCGCCAUCGAGGUCGUGCGCAGCGAGCGCGGGUGUCUUAGUCGAUCCUACCACAGGACCAGCACAGACGAGCGAGGGAUCCCCUUCCCAUGCACCACCAGCAUCGAAUUCGCUUCCGGCUUUCUCCCCAGAAGUUAGCAGCAGCAAUUUCCAGUUCCACGCGUCCCCGUCGACUGCGCAACAACCACAAGUACAAGGACGGGCACUAAACUCAGCUCCUUCGCCUGAUGUACAGAACAGUAUGGCAUAUCAGUAUAACGGCAGCGUGAGUCUCCAACAGCUGUGCCCAGAUGGAAGUCCCUACGCCGAUGCCAGCAUAUCAAAUUUUGUCAACAUGGGCAUCGAAACUCCGAUGCGAUGGCUGCCUGAUAAUAUAGUCGACGACGGCAGCUGGAUGUUGAUGACAGACUUCGGCAACGGCUUCCUUGAGGUAUGA